UUGACAUGGUAACAUUGAACAACGAAGUCAACAGUCGUUAAACUUCUAUUUUGAAAAUUUUGUUUAGUUUGUUUGCAACAACUUUCUGAAAUCUCAAAUUUGUCCGAAUUCCGCAAUGUGCGAACGCCGAACGGUCAUGAUUAGUGAGGCAAAAGACAAUUAUGGAUUUCCAAAAUUGAAAAGAGCCGCUACCACCCGUAGUAAACGCUUCGAACAGUUCCUUUGGCAAGAGCUCUACGAUGAAUAUAUACGUCAUAAUCAACGUCAAACCAAUAUUGCUGACGACAAAGCCGCUUCAGAGUAUUUUGAUGAAUUCUGCAAAAACACUCCGCCCCAAGAUGUCGAAGCCAAAGAGGCAUUUAUGAAUCGUUAUCCACUCUAUUGCACCACAGCCAUAACUUUGUGGAAUCAAUAUGGUGAUGUAACUAAGGACUUCAAGAAACGUUAUUCCAUCACCAGACCGGUGGAAGAAAAUACCGAACAGUUUGGUUAAUUUGACUGCAUUUUUUCCUUUACACAAUAAAAACCCGUUUUUGAACAAA
Molecule: messenger RNA, 542 nt
Organism: Stomoxys calcitrans (stable fly)
Lineage: Eukaryota; Metazoa; Arthropoda; Insecta; Diptera; Muscidae
Exons: 2
Coding region: 116-493 (125 amino acids)
Source: RefSeq, a predicted model, not a curated record